Lindgomyces ingoldianus is the source of this 4056-nucleotide messenger RNA. RefSeq lists its product as uncharacterized. The record is from RefSeq and is a predicted model, not a curated record. Bases 162 to 3845 code for a protein of 1227 amino acids. NCBI's taxonomy places the organism in Eukaryota, Fungi, Ascomycota, Dothideomycetes, Pleosporales, Lindgomycetaceae. Gene Ontology annotation, molecular function: protein binding. The transcript has 3 exons.
CAUCGUGCCCAUGGCUUGACAGCGAUACGUCGGUCGACAUUAGCCUGGACAUUAGCGGCCCCGAUCUCCUACUCACGGUCUGCAAACUCGUAAGCGCUUGAAUAACCAUCGGCCGUUGCAGCUCAGUUGGCGACCGGAAGAGUCUCCUGAUCGCGAUCAAGAUGUUGAAUACAAUCGAGAAGCUCAGACAGUAUCGGGCUAAAGGGCAGUUCGACUCUGGUCAUGAAUAUGUCUGUAACCUCGCACAAAGUGUUCAAGAAGAUAAACAGGUAGCAAUUGAGGUCGCACAGCUCUAUCUCGUGCAAGGGCACUUUAUUCGGGCACUGGCAGCUUGUGAAAAAGCACGAGUUCCUUUGUUUGAUGAGGGCCUUGAUGAGUAUUCAUCCGAAGUGCUCAACGAGGACAGCGUCUGCUUGGAGCUCAUUCAUGCGUUCGUCAAUAUAUCUCGGCAUUCGAAGCUAUAUACUGCGCUAAGAAAGGCUUCCAUAGCGCACAAGUUAUGGCUUGGCCAAGAGGUCGAACAAGAGGUGAUGAAGUUGAAUAUCCCAAGCAUGAGUCCUAUUGAAAUCCAGAGCAAGAUUGGAAAAAUCAUUAAGCAACGUGAUGGCCUGGGUGCUCUCCCUUCUGAGCUGGGCAAGGAGCAUCGCUCUACGGUGUCAGAAUCUCGAAUUCUCAUGGAAUAUUGGUAUUAUAAAAUUUUCACAUCGUGCUCGGAACAAGGCCUUACCGAUGAGCCACAAGCCGAAACUAAAAAGCGGGCGAGUAAGCGGAUCAGCGAUCUCUACACAUAUGUGGUCCAAAACAAUCGACUUCGGGAAGCUCGAUACUUACUCUAUCAUUGCGUCAGCUUACUGGAAGACAACGCGAAAGUACCGCUUAUGUUGGGACAAUUCUUAGAGUGUCUUGAAGGCACUUCAUUCGAUGUUGAGAAAGCACAGACACACCUGGACUUAGCGGAAUGGCAAAUCCGAUAUACCUUUCCUGCGUCUGCCUCUACAGUUGAGCAUCAGUUGCAAGAAGCCAAGCGCCUCUUCGAGAAGACGGAUCACACCCAUGGCGGUCUGGAUGUUGCGGACCUUCGACUACUCUUGCCUAGAGCGUACGAAAACCUUGAGGAACUAUUUCGCGCAAAAUCUGAGAAUGCAGCUGCCUAUUUCUCCAAAUCCUGCUACCUCAAGGGUCUGAGAUGUCUUCUUUUUGCAAUCCCCAAAGCCUUCGAGAUUGGCACAUUGGAUAACCUCGUCGAGCAGAGUAUCGACCUUCUUCAUAAAAUCAUCUCCCACGUAGGCGCGGAGCUUUACACACAACUUACUUUCAUUGAUAUAACUUCGCAGUCUUUGCUUCGGGCCCCAGAGUAUGGGCAUGCCCUGCACUCGCUGGAAUCAUACAUCAAGAGUGUGCCAGAAGAAAUAGGUCCUAGGUAUCACAGCUACUUGUACCUCUCUCUUCGCAAGGUCUAUUCAUCGCUCGGAAAUAUUACCGAAGCCAGAGAGUGUGCAAAGAAGGCUCUCGAGAUCUCUUCUUGCAACAGAAAUUCCUACAUCGAUCAAUCCGAUGCAGCACUAGAACUUGCGACUGUAGAAUGGGAUGCUAGAGUGGAGCAUGCCCCCGGAUCACCUGAAGAGCUUCGACAAAUCGAGAAGGUAAUUGAUCUCCUCCAAACAUGGGCUGAAAAGGAUGCUAGUCAUUCAUACUUGUAUGGGGAACGAAUGAAGUGUCAUGAAUUAGGAAUCAUCGAAAAUUACCUCUUCAACUUCCACCAUUUCGAAGACGCAGGGAAUAAGGCCAAGCAAUGGUUCAGUCGCGCUCAGAGAGGAAGCCAAGAAAGUGGCAUCCCAUCAUAUGAAGACAUCAACGGACGGGUAGACGAACUAAUCGCAGUCCGCAACUUUGAAGAGGCUAUUAGGUUAGCCAAGAGUGGCUUAGAGCAAUGGCAGUCGGCUCCGGAUCCCCCUAGAUUCCAUCUCGCACAAGGAUUCUUUCGAGUUGGGACAACACUUCACCUUAGCGCCGGACACAUGAUUACCUCGGGCUCAGUUGAAACUAGCGAAGAUGUCCUAGAAUAUGCGCGGAUAUUGAUGGAAGCCAUGCGGUAUUCAUAUGAGGCUCUAAAAGCCUACCGGAGCACUGGAGGAGCGAAGAUGACAGUCACUUGUACCAAUCACAUAUGGCUCGCGAUACAAGAUAUCAAGCAAGUAUCGGAAGAUGUUGGAUUGAAAUACCUGGAAGCCUACCUUAGAGAGCUGGAAAUUACAGAAUCAUUUUGUGACAGCAUCCGGCGGAGUCUUGCGUCUACGGAGAAGAUCCGGUCCCUAUUAGUAAAGCGUCAACUCGUUUCUAAUGACGAUCAGCGAAAGUUCUAUAGUCUAGCGACACAAAGCUGCAUCCAACUGAUGGAUCCCGGGUCCGCAUGGACAUGGAUACAAAAGGGCAAGGCCAGAGCGUUGUCGGACCUUUUCGGCAUACGUGCGUUUGUGCCUUCUAGCCUCCUUCAAGCCAUUCAUGACGACCCUGUUGCCCACAAGCUCUACCAACAAGAAAUUAAGAGUACCCAGAGUGCUCUCCAUGCGUCUCCGCAGGCCUAUAUCGGCGCUACACGCAAGGUCAUGUCAGACCGAGAAGCCAUGAAAGCAGUUCCGGUUCUCGCACAACUCCUUGCAAUUCGAGAAGGUGCUUUUGAUGUUAGCUUGGAAACAUCAUUCAUACAGCAGUCCCUAAAUCUGUCCAAUAUCGGAGGACAAAAGCUGAAGUAUGUCGACUGGUACUUUUUGCCGAAGUCAGAGGGAUCCACUGAGGCCAUUGCCAUCUUCGUUCGCGAUUUGUCGGGGAAUACUUCUAUUCGUCAGCUCACGGUCACGGUCUCAGACGUCCAAGAAUGGAUCCGAAAAGUUUUUGAGCCUCCGGAGGGUGCUGAACCAGAGCUGAAAAGGAAAGCAGGAAACAGAACCUUGUGGGAGCUCAAUGGUCUUUUGGAUGGUGUUGAUGAAUAUACCGAUGAGGGUGACCUGUUGGUUCUGUCUCCUUGCGGUAUUUUGAACUCGGUUCCACUCCAUGGCCUUAAGGUUGGUGGUCGAGUAUUGAUAGACAGAAACCUAAUCAUAUACUCGUCAAGCGCUGCCAUCUUCAGGCAGUGCCAGGCUCGUGCAGCGGCGUCUGCACAUAUCUCAACAUCUCCCAGCGGGAUCAAGGAGGCACAUAGUCGCAAUGACUUCUUAGCAGUCUACGAAGAAAGCUCAAGUCUUGCAGCCGAAGAGCGGACGAGCAUUUUCACCAGCGUCAAGAACAUUGCCGAGAGUUUCCGCGGCAACAUAAAGUUGGGACAAGAAGUCACUAAGACCGCAUUUAUGGAAACCUGUCGAGAUGCUUCAUGGCUUUUCUACCAUGGCCAUGCUAUCUACGACAAGCAAGAACUUUUGGAAUCUGGACUCGUAUUGAGCGAUCACAACUUGACUAUCUCCGACAUCUUCGAUGGCGCUGCAAUGCAAAAUUCGCCUCAUGUAACUGUCAUUGCGUGCGACUCGGGAACACAGCAAAUUGCGCCCGGCGAUGAACCCCUCGGUGUUGUUCCUGCUUUGCUCUUCGCAGGAGCGACAUCCGUCCUAGGAUGCAUCUGGCCAAUUGAGAGUUGGGCCGGAAGAAUUUUCAGCGAGAAGUUUCACGCACACCUGGCCGCACAGAUGACGAAUGGAAACAAUGAAGGCGGCUCUCACACUGUUGUGAACCUUGCGGCUGCGUUGAGAGAUGCGGUCAGGGAGAUGAUGGAUAAGAAGAGUGUUGAGACGAGACUGCCCUACUUUUGGGCUUCAUUUGUACUUCACGGAUGCUGGUUUCAUGCUAGCCCGUGAUAAGCGGUGUGAGUUAGUUGGAGUGUGGUGGAUUUCGCAUCCACUCUCGACCGAUGCUUUUCUGUUCCUCUAUAUCAAUGCAUCGGCUUCUUUCGAACGACGCGGCCGGCAGUGACAACCCCUCCCAAUUAGAAAACUCACCAUAACUCCCAAAAUAUCUGAUUCACAGCCACACGAAGCAGCCUCAAAGCGCCCACUUCAUCCCUCCCCA